Cucurbita moschata (crookneck pumpkin) is the source of this 701-nucleotide messenger RNA. RefSeq lists its product as uncharacterized. The transcript has a single exon. NCBI's taxonomy places the organism in Eukaryota, Viridiplantae, Streptophyta, Magnoliopsida, Cucurbitales, Cucurbitaceae. The record is from RefSeq and is a predicted model, not a curated record. The coding region runs from base 175 to 381 and encodes 68 amino acids.
CUAUCUAUAUAAACACCGGUUUCCAUCUCUCUGCUCUUAGAAACUGCUCAUCGCGUUGCGCACAAUCUUUACCUUUUCUCUUCUCUCUCUCAACUUUCCGAUUUCCCCUGACAUCGCUCCGCCGCGGAACCUCAUUCCGUCGUUGCAGAAGGAACACGCAGAGACCGGUAAAGAAUGUGGCUCGCAUGCGUAUGGGAAGAGAAAGAGCAAGAGCUCGGAAGACAACAAGCGCCAGGAACUUGCCCUUUCUGUCGAGGCAAAGUGUACGCUAUUGACGUCGAAAGACAAUGGAAGCUCUGUUGCCUCCCUCUCUGCCUCAAGAUCAAGAGGAAAUAUCUCUGUACUCUCUGCUCUCGCCGCCUCGAAUUGUGCCACUGGUAGUUCAUUCUCGAAUAACAAGUUAGGUCUCGAAUCUCUUCGAAACGUUCGAUUUAUCGAUUCGUCGUUCUCAUUUGAACCGAUGCUCGUAAUUUGUGUUCCUGUUCUUCCGUGAUGUGUUUGAUUGAGUUUUGGUGAAACGGAUCAGUAUCGCGAUUUGGAUCUGACUCGAAUUAGAUGUACCUAAUCGUUGUUUUUUGCUUUUUGUACAGUAUCGAAAAAACUGUAGUUAAAGGAAAACCUCUCUUCGGCAUCUGCAAGUGUUUUUUCCCCUUCUUAUUUCGUUUAAUUAUAUUAUUUGAAAUCCUCCUGUUUCUUAGUUC